Molecule: messenger RNA, 921 nt
Organism: Necator americanus (New World hookworm)
Lineage: Eukaryota; Metazoa; Nematoda; Chromadorea; Rhabditida; Ancylostomatidae
Exons: 7
Coding region: 1-921 (306 amino acids)
Biological process (GO): fatty acid elongation, monounsaturated fatty acid; sphingolipid biosynthetic process; very long-chain fatty acid biosynthetic process
Cellular component (GO): endoplasmic reticulum membrane
Molecular function (GO): fatty acid elongase activity
Source: RefSeq, a predicted model, not a curated record
AUGUUCGAUGUUUCAUACCCAGACGAAAGUGCUUUCGGUCGUCCUCAUAUGAUCAUGGACAUCCUAACUAACGACUUCGACUAUGAACGAGCAAAAGCGUACUGUGCAUCGAUUGAAGGAUUCUCUUUGAAACUGGCUGUCGCCUACAUCGUUACCAUUUUCUCAAUUAAAUACUACAUGAAAGAUAAAAAAGCAUACGAUCUCAAUUUACCUUUGAAUAUAUGGAAUGGCAUCCUUGCGAUUUUCUCCGCGCUAGGCUUUUGGUACACUUUUCCGACGUUUCUUGACGUCGUCUACAACAAGGGAAUCAUGCAUACGUAUAUGCAUAUUUCGGAAGUGCAUACAGAUAAAAGCUCCGGCUAUUGGGUGCUAUUAUGGGUGCUUUCAAAAGUUCCAGAACUAGUCGACACAAUUUUUAUUGUACUUCGAAAGCGACCGCUUAUGCUUAUGCAUUGGUAUCAUCAUGCUCUCACUGGAUACUAUGCUAUUGUGAACUAUCAUGAAGAUAACGCGCACAUGUUCUGGAUAGUAUGGAUGAAUUACGGUAUUCAUGCUGCAAUGUACAGCUACUACCUCCUCCGAUCUCUUCGAAUUCGUGUGCCACCUCAAGUCGCUCAGAUUAUCACUACUUCGCAGAUGAUUCAGUUCAUUGUCGGCAUGGCCACGCAAAUACACGUCGGUUUUCUUUCGAUUACAAGCAAGAACUCGUAUGCAGUUUCGUUUAGAGGAUGCUCGAUCGCAAAUAGCAGAAAAACAUCACAGGAGCGAAGCAGAAUGCAAUCAAACAUUGCAGUUUCUACAACGAGAGCUAUUACAACAAAGGUGGCAAGAAGUACGUUACACAUGCAAGUGGAAGUAGCAGAAAAGGGAAUUGAAUCUCAUACAUAUCGAUCACGUAAUAAACAACUAUCAGCUUAUUGA